CAGCACAGUCCCGAUUUCCUCCUUUAAACAAACGCUGCUACACUCCAGGAGAGCAGGGACAAGCAAGGUUUUGGAGACCUUGUUAGUGCUGUCUUCCUGUUUGAGAAUGGCCUCAGCUGUUCCAUCACGGGAUCCCAGUUUGGAUGCUGAAUGGGAGAAAUGGAAGAUGAAAUUUGAAAAGAAAUACAGCCCGGAUGAAGAAGGACACAGAAGGGCACUGUGGGAGGAAAAUAAGAAAAAAAUUGAGAAGCACAAUAAGGAAUAUAAGAAGGGCAAGACCACCUACUGUAUGGGCCUGAAUUAUUUUAGCGACAUGACUGAGAAGGAAUUCAUGACAAAGUACAGUGGAAACCUGUACCCUACAAAUUUGCCUAAAUCUGAGAAUAUAGAAGAGAACAGCUAAGUGACACCGGUGAUGGAUUAGGAGCUUCUGCCCAAGAUGUGAGCUGCAUGAUACUAAGGAGAAUUGACUGUGGGAAAGAAGGAUCAGGAGGGGUCCUCUCCAUCACUUUGUGGAAUAAAACGUUGAAUUCAUUGAACAUCAACACUGAUGUGAACUAACAGGCAUAUUCUCACUAAUAAAACAUUAACAACUUUUUGCACAAUAUCCUAAAAUUAAAGCUUGACUUUAAAUGAA
Molecule: messenger RNA, 637 nt
Organism: Mesocricetus auratus (golden hamster)
Lineage: Eukaryota; Metazoa; Chordata; Mammalia; Rodentia; Cricetidae
Product: protein CTLA-2-beta-like
Exons: 5
Coding region: 107-403 (98 amino acids)
Source: RefSeq, a predicted model, not a curated record